AUGACUUCGCCAUCUAUACCCCCUCCUCCAUCGUCUUUAAACCUUCCGGAGCCUGUUUAUGGAAAUACCCAAGGAUUUCGCCCUCCAUCUCCUCUGCGAAAUGGGUUCACGGUGGGAUCCAGCGUUGAUAGCGUGAGUGAGGAUGGCUCUGACGAUGGGAGUGACGACCACGUGAAAACUUGGGGGCGGACGCAUUCACCUAAUUCGUCCGUCACAAAACUUGCCUCCACGUUCGCUCAGCGCGUUGGUUCCUUCGUCAAUAAUAUCAACGCCCGUCCGCCAAAUGGCAUGCCGACCGACGCCGAAAUUGAGGCCGAGGCGGAACGGGAGCGCGAUCGAAGUCGAAGGCAGGCAGAGAGGAUCUUGACGCAAGAGGCAGAAGAGAGGAGGAUGGAAGAGAGAGUCAUGGCGAUGCUUGCAUCCUCUCGGCCGGUUACACCUCAGCGUGCGCAUACUAUGCCCGAGUCUUCUUCCCCAGCUGGAUCUCAGAAGGACAGUGCGCCUAGCUGGUGGAUUGCUGCAAAGAAUAGACUAACGCCAACCAAGGAGCCUCUGACUCCGGCACAGCAGAUCGUUCUGGACACCAAGGAGCGAGAGAAGAAGGAAAAGAAGGGUGGAAAGCAGAAGGAUAAAGGAAAGGAAAGAUCGUUGGAAGAUUGGCAACCUUCGAGUGAUAUUAACUUUUCAGACCCCUCAUUGCUUAACCUUAACCUCUCCAUCCCGCUGGAGCCUCCUCGUCGACCAAGUCCUGGUUCACCUGCCUCUCCGACACCAGGGUCUCAACGGGCUUUGAGUCUUCCUCCUAGUCUGGCGCCCUCUCCGCUUCGUUCCAAUGACGGCCACGCUUCCCCAUCUCGUGAAGCGCCACCUCUUUACGCCCAGUUCAAUGCACAGGGCACCUUGGAUAUUGCCGGUACACUUUUGCUCGUUGCCAAGCGAUUCGAAAAACUAGAAAAGUGGACCGUCGGCCAUGUACGUGCUUUGGAGGAAAGAAUGAGCGACGUGGAACGCUGGCUGGUAGAUAAGGAAAAGGAAAAAGAAGAGCAAGGACAGAGACAAGAUCUGUCUGAGGGUGCAAAUCAAGCCAUCAGCGAGAUACAGGAGGAGAUUGUCGAGCUGCAAGGCCGAAUUGGCGAGUUGGGUCGGGAGAUGGCCAAAAUGGCCACUGCGCCCACGAACUUAUCGUCUGGCCCUUCGCGCACUCCAGCUCCCAUAUCAACCGCUCCGCAGACAUCGUCUGUCAUUGCUGUCCACUCUCUACCGCCAGUUGCGGCCGCCGCUCCAACUCCUCGAGUGGUCUCGGGGCCGCAGCGGCGUGAUUCUAUGAGUCCGCCUUUUGUUCCAUCCAAUAUAUCCACAAGCUCAUCUCACACCCCUCGGAGUCGAUUGCCGUAUCCAACAGGUGACUAUGCAACGCCUCCCGAUACGGUACUACUCGCCCAGGGCAUGUUCUCACCGACUAACUCUCCACCCUCUUCGAUUACUUCCGCUACGCACAGUCGGCCACUCUCCGUCUCCGGUCUGCCUUCGCUGAACUCUGGGUCCAUUACCGGCAACCCACAAUCCUCCAAUUCUGGGCUUCCUAUGCCAACAUCACCGCCCGCGGGCUCUGAGAGCCCUUCCAACCAUCUCACUCAACAAGGUUCAUAUGUCCGGGGUUCCAGCGUUAGUCCUACGCCUAGAAAGCGAUACACUGUAGCCCUUGGAGGACCUAUCAUGAAUCCAAAUGCCUCUCGUACUGAACUGAGCGGGAACCUUUUCUCAUCCUCCCCAGGUCCAAUGCACGACGAUCUCCCUGACGACGAGCGAGACGAUUCUUACGAUGACACAAUUGGCAAGUCUGCGUCUCGCCUUGCUGUCAACAAUCACAACCACAACGGAAAUGGAAAUGGAAACGGCUACGAUACUUCGCCCACUCCCUCCCCACGCUCUUCCCGCAUCCGUGCGCGUUCAACUUACGGACCCAUAGCGUCGUCUUCCCCAGUCCCACCUCUCCGACCACGUAUACGAUCCAAGUCAAUUGAUCGAUUUGGCUUAGGUCUAGGGAUCUCAGAUGGGGCUGCGACUCCCCAAACACCAUUGACAGGAAAGUUUGUCGAUCCCCUGCUGGUGAGAAAACAGGAGAAACGGGCGCAAGCUAGUGCAGCCCCACCAACACCGAAGGCGGUUGUUGGGAAACGGAAGGUGCCUGUUGGAGAGCUCGUCGCAUUUUUCGACGGGGACAAAGCCUGA
Messenger RNA from Heterobasidion irregulare TC 32-1, 2232 nucleotides. RefSeq lists its product as uncharacterized. The record is from RefSeq and is a predicted model, not a curated record. Bases 1 to 2232 code for a protein of 743 amino acids. Lineage: Eukaryota; Fungi; Basidiomycota; Agaricomycetes; Russulales; Bondarzewiaceae. The transcript has 2 exons.